UUGUCAGAGGCAGCGAGCGGCUACACACCAAAACCUGUUUUCAGGAAGAUGGAUCUAAAGGACGACAAGCAGACCGUGUCACACAGCAGCCCUGUUUGUGUGCACAACCCACAUCUGGAUUCACUGAAAGAUGACAUUCUCUACCACUUCAGCCUGGGAACCGGCACUCAUGACCUACCUGCUAUGUUUGGUGAUGUCAAAUUUGUGUGUGUUGGAGGCAGUCCCUGGAGAAUGAAAGCAUUCAUUGAGUACAUUGCUGCUGAGCUCCGUAUGGAAGACCCCAAAUCAGAGUACCCAAAUAUCUGUGCUGGAACCGACCGCUAUGCCAUGUACAAAAUUGGCCCUGUACUCUCUGUCAGUCAUGGGAUGGGCAUCCCAUCUAUUGCCAUAAUGUUGCAUGAGCUGAUAAAGCUCCUCCAUCACGCACGCUGUACAGAUGUUACAAUCAUACGCAUUGGGACAUCAGGUGGAAUAGGGCUUGAACCUGGCACUGUUGUUGUCACCAAACAGUCUGUGGACGCCACCUUCCUGCCCAAGUUUGAGCAGGUGAUCCUGGGUAGGAUAGUGGUCCGUAAUACUGAUCUGGACCAAAGCCUGGCUGAGGAGCUGUUGCAGUGCAGCAAGGAGCUGAACCAGUUUAACACAGUGAUAGGCAACACCAUGUGUACACUGGAUUUCUACGAAGGCCAAGGCCGUUUGGAUGGUGCUUUCUGCUCCUACACUGAGAAAGAUAAACAGGAAUACCUCAGUAAAGCCAAUAAGGCAGGAAUCUGCAAUAUUGAAAUGGAGUCAUCUGUUUUUGCUGCCAUGUGCAAGUUGAGUGGCCUGCGAGCGGCUGUGGUGUGCGUAACAUUACUGGAUCGUCUGAAGGGGGAUCAGCUGAGCAGCUCUCAUGAAGUUCUUCACAAUUACCAACAACGUCCUCAGAUACUCGUUGGCCACUACAUCAAGAAGCAUUUGAAUGUGAAUACAGUACGUAGCUAAGUUCAGAGCAUCUUUUCGUGAACCCGAAAACAGAGUGCCCUGUUAGCCAAGUGGUUACAGCACAUGCCAUAUAUCCAAUGUCCCUGGUUCGAAGCUGGCAAGGGACCUUUGUUGCAUUUAGUACCUACUUCUCUCUCCCCAUGUUUACUGUUUGCCUCUCUGCCACUAAUUUACUGAUAAAGGCAAAAAAAACCAACAACAUUGAAAACAUGUAAAGCAAUAACACAGCUUUAAGCUAUUUUUAUACAUUCUUUUCUGCUGAGCUUUACCUUUAAUAUCUAGAAUCAUGACCAAAACACUGAAGUUAUACCGUGCCUGCUAUAUGUCCUUUAACACUGAUUUAAGAGACUAUUUCACCAUAAUUAUAAACCGUCACGCACUGUGCUUCUCUUCAUUUUCUCUUUCAUUCAACUGUAACAAUUUACUGAGCUUCAAAUAUAACACCAGCAGACUAUGGUCAUCAAAUCUGUCUUAUUUAAGGCUUUCUUUGUUUUUAUACAACAUGUAAAGCUACUUUUCUAUAAAACUUGAACCACAUCAUGACUUUUGAUCAGUCCAAACUUACAGCGGGUAAGAUAACAAAAGUCAUCUUAACUGUCAGUAAGUCUUUCUAGUUUCAUUCAAAUUUGUGUCCUUGUGAUUUUGGAAAACAGUAUAAAUAUGUACUAUAUCAUCUUGAGUAUUUUUUUAUGCUGAUUGUAUGUUUUGUUUUCAGGAUUAGGCUUCUGUAUUUAUUUUCUGGAAGUUUCAUUCACAACCUCAAAACCUCAAAAUGUCACUGCUUUUGAGAAAAAUAAAUUCCACUGGAUGUCUUGAUCAAUAAAGCUUUA
Scomber japonicus (chub mackerel) is the source of this 1814-nucleotide messenger RNA. It is a transcript of the gene upp1, whose product is annotated as uridine phosphorylase 1. Gene Ontology annotation, biological process: uridine catabolic process; nucleotide catabolic process. Bases 49 to 984 code for a protein of 311 amino acids. The record is from RefSeq and is a predicted model, not a curated record. The transcript is spliced from 8 exons. Gene Ontology annotation, molecular function: uridine phosphorylase activity. Lineage: Eukaryota; Metazoa; Chordata; Actinopteri; Scombriformes; Scombridae. Gene Ontology annotation, cellular component: cytosol; cytoplasm.